UCUGCGUCAACAGCCGCUCCGGUGUGUCUGAUUGUUUAUUUGUUUAUUUGUUUGGAUUCUUUCGGGUCGGUACCGGGCAGGCAGACCCACCGGUUCGGCUGGUGUCCACACGGUAACAGCUGGCUGUUAGCUGUCCUGGUUGACCUGCAGAGCCUGUGUGUGUCUCCAUCUACAGCUGCACUAUGACUGGAUAAUGUCAGAGAUCAGGCACUAUGGCCUGCAGCGGCGGUCAGAGCAACGCCGGAAGCCUGGAGGGCUUCCAGGAAGUGAACCUGGCGUCGCCCACCACACCUGACCUUCAGAACCAAGCGGAGCAGCGCCCCCCGGCUCGUCACAGCGCCCCGCCCACCACCCUGUACCGCACCCACUCCUUAGGACCGCCCCCCGCCGGCCUCCCCACCUCCCUGCGCGCAGACCAGCUGCCCACGCAGCCGGUCUACUCGGCGCCGCGCCACAGCCACAACGGGAGCGUGCCCGGCCUGGAGGCCACGGUGGCCGAUGGCGGCGGCGGCACGACUGAGGACGGCGAGGAGUGCGGCGCUCUGAGCGACAGCCUGUCGAGGCUUCGCAGCCCGUCGGUGAUGGAGGUCCGAGAGAAGGGCUACGAGAGGCUGAAGGAGGAGCUGGCCAAGGCUCAGAGGGAGCUGCUGUUGAAGGAUGAGGAGUGUGAGAGGUUGUCUAAAGUCAGAGAUCAGCUCGGCCAGGAGCUGGAGGAGCUCACCGCCAGUCUCUUCCAGGAGGCUCAUAAGAUGGUGAGAGAAGCUAACGUCAAACAGGCGAAUGCUGAAAAACAGCUAAAAGAAGCUCAGGGCAAGAUCGACGUCCUCCAGGCGGAGGUCCAGGCCCUGAAGACCCUGGUGCUCUCCUCCCCCACCUCCCCCGUGGCCGAGCUCCCCUCGGCGGUGGGGGGAGGAGUCAAGACCCCCUUCAAGAAGGGCCACAGCCGGAACAAGAGCACGUCCUCUGCCAUGCUGGGGACGCAGCCCGACCCGUCGGCCACGCUGCCCAUCGUCCGGGAGUGUCGGGAGGUGGACACGCAGCUGUUCGUGGAGUUCAGAGCGUGGAGGGAGGAGCCAACGCUGGACCGGACCUGCAGCUUCCUGGACAGAGUUUACCGCGAGGACAUUUACCCCUGCCUCGCCUUCAGCAAGAGCGAGCUGGGUUCGGCCAUCUUGGAAGCCGUGGAGCAGAACGCGCUCAGCGUGGAGCCGGUGGGCUUCCAGCCGCUGCCCGUGGUCAAAGCCUCGGCUGUGGAGUGUGGCGGACCAAAAUCCUGUAUGCUCUAAAUGCAACUCAUCUUUAUAAUUUCUUAUUUAAUUUGAAAAUAUUUCAAAGAAAUAAUGAGAAUUUCAAACUGAUUACAAAAUACUGAGCACUACUUUUAUUUUGUAAUGUGCGUUUAUCUUUAUCUCAGUUUUUUCAUUAAUUAUCAAACUGUAUUGGAAAUUUAAUGCUCUUUUUUUCUUCCCUAGCUACAAAACAAAACAUAAAAUUCUUGCCAUUUUCAAAUUUAGACUCUAAAUUUUCUUCUUAAAUAGUUUUUUUAUUGUAAAAAAAAUCUAUUUUUCACUGAUUUAGUCCAAAACUGACAAAUGUUCACGUGUGAAACGGUUCUUUGAAAAAGAACUUCUUGGUUUCAAAUGACUUAUUUUUGUUGGAUUGUAYAUGUAUCUGAACGUUAAGGACCAAGUAAUGAAGAAAGUGAUUUAAUGUAAAAAAGACAGUUUUAUUAUUUUAAUGUUUUAAAGGAGACGAUGGAGGCGGGCUGCAGUUUGUUGGUGUAAAAAUGAGUUUGUUUGAGAUUUUCUUGUUUUGUUUUUGUUGUUUAAUCAGGAUCUGCUGCUGCGUGAACGUUCUGUCAACUCUCGAUGUURAUUUAAAAUCACUCCUCUCCUCCUCUGCUCACUCCCGGUUUGCUUUAGUGCCUUUUUUCUCUCAGACACUCUGAAAUAAAAACAGUGAUACCUCUGGAA
This is a messenger RNA of Austrofundulus limnaeus, 1973 nucleotides long. It is a transcript of the gene rab3ip, whose product is annotated as RAB3A interacting protein (rabin3). The record is from RefSeq and is a predicted model, not a curated record. Gene Ontology annotation, cellular component: Golgi to plasma membrane transport vesicle. Gene Ontology annotation, molecular function: guanyl-nucleotide exchange factor activity. Gene Ontology annotation, biological process: exocytosis. Lineage: Eukaryota; Metazoa; Chordata; Actinopteri; Cyprinodontiformes; Rivulidae.